Pseudomyrmex gracilis is the source of this 2084-nucleotide messenger RNA. Its product is annotated as solute carrier family 35 member G1. The transcript is spliced from 2 exons. Gene Ontology annotation, cellular component: membrane. The record is from RefSeq and is a predicted model, not a curated record. NCBI's taxonomy places the organism in Eukaryota, Metazoa, Arthropoda, Insecta, Hymenoptera, Formicidae. Bases 427 to 1470 code for a protein of 347 amino acids.
AUGAUCAAACUACGGAGACAAGACAUAACACAUGUAUACAAACGGUGAGGUGAGAGAGCCUUUGUUGCUGAGUUUUACUGUCACUUUUUCGACACAAUUAGUGUAUGUAUGCGCGACAGUAAUUUUGAAGAUGCAUUUAUGGAAACAUAAACGUGUGUUGUUGUACAUUAAAAUAAGAAUAAUAAAUUCGCAAAGCGAUAAUUGUCAGUAAUUAUCGACUCUUGUCGAUGGCACGAACUUGACGACCGCUAAAUAUAACAAUUAGCGGCUAUAAAUAUAAAACACACACACACGGGUCUAAUGUGCAACAGUAUACAGGAAAUCAAUCGUGAAAAUCGCCGAUCGUUCUCAGUCUUCCGUCUGGGCGACGUCAUGCGAUUUCUUGAUUACAUACAACUUGUUUAAUGAGUUACGAGUGUUGCAAAUAUGCCGGAGCAGGUGGAAUUGCAACAGUUAGUUGACGCCGACGUGGAGAAUAACACGGCAAAUCGUAAGAGAAAAUUAUCGUCUCUAUUGUGUAAAUCGUGCCCUUAUUUGGGUCUGCUGUUAGCCACACUAUCGUCCCUGUUCUUCUCAUUAUGUAGCGUAAUUGUUAAGAGUCUGGUAGAGAUAAAUCCCACGGAAAUGGCGAUAUUUAGAUUUGUGGGUGUGUUGCUGCCAGCAAUACCGAUUGUGAUUUACAAGGGCGAACACCCGUUUCCGAAGGGGCGUAGGUUAAUACUUAUUUUGAGGAGUUUCAUUGGCACAACCGGUCUUAUGUUGAGUUUCUAUGCGUUCAGACAUAUGCCGUUGGCUGAUGCCUCCGUUAUUGUAUUCUCCGUUCCUGUGUUUGUAGCAAUAUUCGCGCGGAUAUUUCUGAAGGAGCCCUGCGGUCUGUUUAACGUUAUCACCGUGUGUCUUACGCUAAUCGGCGUGGUACUGAUAACGCGACCGCCACUGAUUUUCGGCAACAUGGUAGAAUCUCUUUCAGACGGUCACAACAAGUCGGAGCACGUGGAUUUGUGGGGUGCCGUGGCUGCUUUUUCGGCCACUUUGUUCGGAGCGAACGCGUAUGUCUUGCUACGCGCGUUAAAGGGUCUCCAUUUCUCCGUUAUAAUGACUAACUUUGGUUCGUUUGCCCUGAUACAAACUACGCUUAUAUCGUGGGCUAUCGGCGCUUUGUGUUUGCCACGCUGUGGCACAGACAGACUUUUGGUAGUUGCGCUUGCUUUGUUCAGUUUCGCGGGUCAGAUCUUAUUGACAUUGGCGCUUCAGAUGGAGCAAGCCGGUCCGGUGGCCAUAGCGAGAUCCACGGACAUCGUCUUCGCGUUCUUCUGGCAGGUGCUAUUCUUUAACGAAAUACCGAACCGAUACUCCGUGGGGGGCGCUAUAUUGGUCACAAGUUCAGUUUUGUUAACGGGAUUGAGAAAGUGGGCUAUCUCGUUGCCCGAAACAUCCAACAUCAAAAAAUCUCUUGGGAUCUUAACGUAAAUAUCUUUUUUUUUUUUCAUAUAGAGAGAAACAAAGUAAAGAGAGACUAAUUAGAAUAAAUUUACUAAAAAGUGAAUAAAAAAAAAUGUGCUGAAGAAGCAAUUUGUGGAUGUUACUAGAAAUAAUUUUAAAUUGUCUUUCAGAAUUUGUGAAAGAUUUAGAUACAUAUACACGUACGUACACAUAUUAUGUACGUGUAUAUAAAAUAUAUAUCUCAACAAAUCUUUUUAUAUUAUUUAUUGAUAGGAGAAUAAGAAAAGCAAAGUAAAGAAAUUGUUCAGUCUGCAUAUCAUAUUUUUGAAUUUUUCGAAAUUUAAAAAACUACGUUAUAUAAUAUAGUAAGUUUUUAUAUUAUAUGUUAAAUAAGUUUUUAAAAUUGUCGAUGACUAUAUCGCAUCCACCAAAUAUUUUUACAUAGACAAAAUUCAUAAGUUGCCUGAUAAGAGACUAUCAGUAAUAGAGCGAUUACGUCAAUAAUUUUAAUACGUUAUAAAAAUAGACAAAAAGAUAUGUUUAUAUUUAAGAUGUUAUUUAAUCUCUUUUGUUACUUACAUAUUCACAAAAUUUUAUCAAACAACACAAAUAAUAUAUAUAAAUAAUAUAUAAAUUUAUAA